AUGGCUAGUGUUGCUGCCUGGCUUCCUUUCGCUCGAGCAGCAGCUAUUGGAUGGGUUCCUUUGGCGAAGAAUCCUUUACCUCCACCACCAUUUCGAACACCAACACAUGGCGUAUCACCAUCAUCACCUUCAACAUCGACGACAUCAGUGACAGCAACAACCGUUGGUGAACGUCGUUGUGAUGAAAAAAUCAUCAUUAAUGUUAGUGGCCGUCGUUUUGAAUGCUGGCGGUCAACGUUGGAGAAAUAUCCCGAUUCUUUAUUAGGCUCGAAUGAAAAGGAAUUCUUCUAUGAUGAAGAUACUCGCGAAUACUUUUUUGAUCGUGAUCCUGAUGUAUUUCGCGUUAUUUUGAACUUCUAUCGUACCGGUAAACUACAUUAUCCAAAGCACGAAUGUAUCGCUGCUUAUGAUGAAGAAUUAGCAUUCUUCGGUAUUUUACCUGACAUUAUUGGUGAUUGCUGUUAUGAAGAUUAUCGGGAUCGUAAACGUGAAAAUACUGAACGACUUAUUGACGAUCGUUUGCACGAAGACGAAGAUAAGAUUCAACCGAAGCCUCAAUCAAUACGUGAAACCAUGUGGCGAGCAUUUGAAAAUCCUCAAGUGUCAACGAUGGCAUCCGUGUUUUAUUAUGUGACAGGAUUUUUUAUUGCUGUUAGUGUUAUUGCCAAUGUGUUGGACACAGUAGCAUGUGGACCUGAUCCUGAAACAGGUUAUCCAAGAUCGUGUGGUGAACGUUUUGCUCGCCAAUUUUUUUGUCUUGAUACGGCUUGUGUCAUGAUUUUUACUGUUGAAUAUUUCUUACGUCUUUACGCAGCUCCCGAUCGAUUGAAAUUUGUUCGAUCAGUCAUGUCCGUUAUUGAUGUUGUCGCUAUAAUGCCCUAUUAUAUUGGCUUGUUUAUGAAUCAGAAAGGCGAAGUUAGCGGCGCAUUUGUUACUCUGCGUGUAUUUCGCGUUUUCCGAAUAUUUAAAUUUUCACGUCAUAGUCAAGGAUUACGAGUGCUAGGUUAUACACUGAAAAGUUGCGCCAGCGAACUCGGCUUUCUCUUGUUUUCAUUGACGAUGGCAAUCAUCAUAUUUGCAACUGUUAUCUACUAUGCGGAGAAAAGUGUCGUACAUACGAAAUUUACAUCGAUACCAGCCGCAUUUUGGUACACCAUCGUGACAAUGACAACACUUGGGUACGGUGAUAUGGUACCAAAAACAUGGGCAGGCAAACUCGUUGGUGGCGUAUGCAGUUUGAGUGGUGUACUUGUCAUUGCACUUCCAGUGCCUGUCAUUGUCUCGAAUUUCAGUCGUAUAUAUCAUCAAAGUCAACGAGCAGAUAAAAUGAAAGCACAACGAAAAGCACGUCAAACACGAAUACGUCUCGCACGGAAUGCAACGAGUAAUGCAUUUGUGGCUGCGAAAAAACAUCGUGAACAACAUGCUGAUGAUGCCAAUUCGCCAGCCGAUAAAAAUCUUGUUAAUCCAUUCGAAUUGCAACAUCAUCAUCUCCUUCAAUGUUUAGAAUUGACAACAGAUCGUGAAUUUGUUGAAAUGGGUCCCGAUGCACUGAUGAACAGUGGUGGCCGGACAAGUUUUACAGCUGGUACUAACAAUAUGACUGGUCUAAGCCGAUUCGGUUCACCAUCCAGUCGGCUUCUGCUGAAUCGCCGAAGAUGGUGGUGCUGUGGAGUGCGAACACGAGGGAAAAAUUCAUAUAAAUAUAGCACUGACCGCGCCAAUAAUAACAAUAAUCUUAAUACUGAUGGCAAUGAACUUGAUGCCGAAUUAGAUGAUUUUCAAUUACCAUUAGCAUUAACUCCACGUGCCUCAACGACACUACUACCUCAAUCAACUUCAACUAAUGUGAUACAACCACAAUCUACGCCCAUCGUAGGAUCUUCAUUACAACAUGAUGUUGUGCUACAUUCCAAUGCUGACGAACCAUUACUACCAGCAGGAGAUCGGUUCGAUUUAAAUCAUCCACUAGAUCCCGAAUAUCGAAGCCUUUUGAGUCGAAAAGCGAAUAGUCUCUCGACUGUUUAUGAACAUGGUUCAGGACAGGACGCUGCAUUAGGGUAUCCGACAUUUCUUUACGCACAGAAAAGAACCCUGAUGAAUAAGAAACACUAUCACAGUGAAUGUCAUGUUGGCAAUAGCCCUAUAGUUAUGCUUCUCGUCCUUACGUACAUGCCAUACAUAGUCACACAAUCGAUUCUCUACUUACUUUAA
Molecule: messenger RNA, 2214 nt
Organism: Adineta ricciae
Lineage: Eukaryota; Metazoa; Rotifera; Eurotatoria; Adinetida; Adinetidae
Source: the annotation of a GenBank genome assembly